AUGGCAACCACCACGCAAAUUCUAUUCAACUCGCCCGCGCUGCACUCGCUUAAGCGGGACCAGCUCGUGAAGCUAUGCAAGACCCACUCUCUCAAGGCGAACGGCAAGAACGUCGAACUUAUCGAGCGCCUCAAGCAACACGCGCAAGCCCUCCCGCCCGACGCGCUCUCCGCGCCGUCCUUCGACGAUGAGAUGGACGUGGAGGAAGACCUCCCUGGGGGAUUCCCCGGUGACUCCGCGGCACAGGGAGGAGAGGAAGAACAGGACGAAGACUACGCGAUGCAAGACGUGAUCAUGAACUCGCGCUUCGGGAUCCCGCGCCCGAGCGAGCAGUGGGAGGUCGUGAUGGACGACAUCGCGGAGGUGGACGAGAGCGGAAUGGGCACGAUGUCCUCCAAGGGCAGCCUACGCACCGUUUCGAAUGGCGAGUUUGGCACACAUACAUCCAAGGGUUCUGUUACUUCAUCGCUGAAAGCUUUCGCAACCUCCCUCGGGAUCAAACGCGCAGUGAGCAAGUCCGCGUGCAACCAAGAUAACGAUGAUGGGUCCGUCAACAGCAAGGAGAGGAAUCCUGUGUCCUUUUCUCCCGGCAAGCUCUUCUCCACGCGUGCCCGCGACUCUCUUGCGGACCAUGCCACCCCAUACUCCCAUAUCCCGCCCUCCGACUCACUCCCAGAGACGGACCACUUCAAGUUCUCUACUCCCGAUGCAAGCAUGCUUGGACUCGAAGACGAUGAGGAUGGUGAGAACGCCCCGGUACCGGGCACCUCUAAUCGCGCCGGCAGGCCCGCCCCACUGGGGGCCCGCCUCAGCAUGGGCGUCGGCCAGAGCACCAUCCGCCUCGUAACCGUGCCCUCCGCUCCGCGCUUCGAGGAUCCCUACCUGAUGAGCCCUCCCCGCCUCGCCGCCAUCCAGCCCGACUUCGACAUCAAGAUGGGUACACCGAGCGCGGGACGCAUCCUGAGUGUGUGGCCGGCGUCUCCGCGUACGGCCGGUGCGGACGUUGGCGACGGCGGCGCGGAGCGGCUGUAUCCUCGGCUCCCGCUUGCGGACCUCCAGGCCGCACGCGACGGUGGGGAUGAUGAUGAGGACGCGCCGAUGCCGGGUGGCAUGUUCGCGUCAGCCUCCACCCCCGCGAGGACUCCCGCCCGCACCAGGACGACCACCGACGCCACGAUCACCGCUGGUACUCCUCGCACGACGAGUACGCCUCGCCCGGUCGACGAGCCAGAUAUGUUCUCCCCUUCCAAGCCCACCGCCCCCGUCGUCGCCGCCGCCGUGCCACACGUCGGCGUCGAGCGCCCGUCCAUCCCGCGCAGCGCCCCCUUCCUCUUCGGCUCUCCGCUUCCGCGGCGAGACACCCCGAAGACUGCGCUCAGCGCCGAGUCAGACGCGGGCGUGUCCAACGUCGCGUUCGAGGGCGCCGCGAAGUCCGUGCUCGAGGAGAUGCACCGGCGGCUCGCGGAGGCGCAGAAGGAGAAGGAGAAGAACGGCGAGGCGCGGCCCGCACCCCCAACACAGACCGCGGGCGCCAGCAUCUUCGGCGGGCUGCUGUUUGGUGCUGGGGCCUCGGCGGCAGGCGGUGGCGGCGAAGAGAGCGCGGCGGACCGCUAUGCGAAGGCGCACGAGGCGCAAUUCGCGAAGAUGGAUUCGAUUGCGAACCACUACGCGGCGCGGCGGCCCGCUGGCAACACGCGCAAGCGCAAGUCGGAGGCGCUGGGCGCUGGGGCGCGCGCAGGCCAGAAGAGGCGCAGCAGCGCUGCGGGGACGCGCGUCAUCAGCAACGGGGCGCGCAAGCGCGGCGUGCCCGGGGGCUUCGGCGCCGACGAGGAGGACGAGGAGAGCGACGUCGAGGAGGAGGGAGAGGCAGGCGGAGAGAAGGCGAGCGAGCGCGAUGAGGACGACAUGGGCGCGCGGCGGUCGAGCAAGCGGAUGCGCAUCGCGGAGGGCUGGGACGUCCAUCGUGGGCAGCGCGUGUCGCUCGCGCCGCCGCUGCCGCCUGCGGCGGAAGAGAAGAAGGCGCGGGAGCGGGACGCGGUGAAGCGUGAGCUCGAUGCUGCGAAGGCGCGUCGUCGGAGCAGCCGUGGACGCGUUAGUAUGGGUGGGAACGCCGCCCCGCCUGCCAAGGGCAAGGCAUCCAGAUUCGGGUUCCUGUCGUCUGCGAAGUCGAUCGUGAAGAAUGUGUGGGGCUUUGGCGGGAAGACGAAGACCGCCGCGAACGAGAAGGCGCCUCCCUCGAGCAUCCCUGUGCCGAAAGCAGCAGCCCCCGUGGUCCCAACCAACCAACCCAAGAAGUCGGAUGUACAGAACCUGGGGAAGGGUGCAGUGCCCGCACCGGUCAACGCGGUCCCCGCACAGAGCGGGCGGAAACCCUCUGGCACGCACUCGCGCAUCCCUUCGGUUUCGUCUACGACGAGCAAGAUGCUACACCCUUCCAGCGCAGCGGAUGCAAAGACGAUUGGAACGGUCAACUCGGCGCGGUCGAGUACCUCGCGCGCUCGGUCGCCGAUCCCGUCCUUUGCGCAGGCCCCUCCUGCUGCGUCGCGGCCCAGCAGCAUCGCAGGGACCGCGAGGUCGCGCACGAGCAGCACGGCGGGUACCGCUACGUCUACUUCUCGCCAGGCGUCGCGGACGUGCACUGUGUCGUCGAUGGGCACUCGGUCUAGUCUUGUGUCUGGCGGCUCCACCGCUGUAUCAUCCAUCGGAACGCAUCGGAGCGUUGCCAGCACCAGUACGCUCGCUUCCACAAGCUCGAAGACGGACAAGGAAGCGAAGGAUCAACCGAGCAUGCGCAAGAGGACCUCGUCGCUCCUAGCCCCGACCGCAAGUUCUCUGGCCAAAGUGAACGCAGCGAUGAGGCCCUCCGUGUCUGGACGCACCUCCGGUCUCCCAUCCGUCUCAGAGAAGCAGUCUUCGAUUCCCAGGGCCUCUAAAUCCCCCAUCGCAGGCAGGCGAAUGUCUCCAAUAUCCCCGCCAAGCAAGAGUAUAUUCAGCCAACCCUUGGAUGGCUUUGGCAGCCCAGGCGCACCGUCGUCCCCAGCAUACCACCCGUCCCUCGGCGCAGCCGCCUCCACGCUCUUCUCAAACAUCGAGGACAGCUCCCCAUCCAAGAUCCCGCGCCCCGCCGUGCUCCCCCCGAAGCCGAAGGCGCUCGUCGCGCGCAAGCCGCGCAUCUCGCGCUCGCGCGUCAUCGCGAAGGUCGGCGCGCAGCGGGCCGCUGCCGCGCAGGGCUCCGCGUCGUCGCCGACGGGGCGCACGCGCUCGAGCUUCGGCGCGCGCAAGUCGUUUGGGGGCGUCAAGUCGGGGCGCGCGAGCGCGGGCGCGGAGGGCAUGCGUGGGGCGGCGAAGAAGCGCGCGCGACAGAGUGAAUAUAUGAGGCGGAAGAGUCGGGGUGCGGCGGACGGUAACGCUUGA
Messenger RNA from Trametes versicolor FP-101664 SS1, 3414 nucleotides. RefSeq lists its product as uncharacterized. The coding region runs from base 1 to 3414 and encodes 1137 amino acids. The record is from RefSeq and is a predicted model, not a curated record. NCBI's taxonomy places the organism in Eukaryota, Fungi, Basidiomycota, Agaricomycetes, Polyporales, Polyporaceae. The transcript is spliced from 3 exons.